Molecule: messenger RNA, 1855 nt
Organism: Symbiodinium necroappetens
Lineage: Eukaryota; Dinophyceae; Suessiales; Symbiodiniaceae
Source: the annotation of a GenBank genome assembly
GUUGUCUGAGCGACUGCAGUACGUCGAGCAAACGAUUGGCGAUUCCUUGGCCAAGCAUGCCCAGGAGCUGGCGGAUGCCCGGGCGAAGCUGGGCGACAUGCAUGCGCGAGUGUCGCAGUGCGAGGUCCACGGGGAGCACAUCGACUCGCUAAAGAAGUCGAAUGCCACCAUGGCCGGCAACAAGGCCAAGCUGGAAGAGAAGCUCGAGGAGCAUCACGCCACGCUCAACGAGCGUGUGAAUGCCCUCGAGAAGGAGCUGGCUUCGACUGGGGCCAAGGUGGAUGCUGCGCACAGCCGGGUUUCCGACGAGCGCACCGCGCGAGAGGCUCAUGCCGCCUCUUUGGACACGCUGCACAAGGCUCAUAACAGUCUGCAAAGCCAAAAAGCGCAGCAGGAUGCCGUCCACGCGUCGCUGAGGGAGCGUGUGGAGUUCCUUGAGUCUUCCAUCGGAGACAAUGCGGACAAGCACGGCAAGGCGUUGGCCGAGCUUCGAGCGUCGCACGCGAAGCUUGUCACCGAUUCCAAGAGCAAGGAGACGGCCCACUCGUCGUUGACCGAGCGACUCCAGUACAUCGAGCAGUUGCUGGGCGACUCUGCUUCCAAGCACGCUCAGGAGCUGGCAGAUGCCAGAGCAAAGCUGGACGACAUGCAUGCUCGCGUUUCCAAGUGUGAGGUGCAGGGAGAGCACAUCGACUCGCUGAAGAAGGCCCAGAACUCCAUGGCUGGCGGCAAGGCCGCCCUGGAAGAGCACCACGCCUCCCUGGCCGAGCGAGUCGGCUACCUGGAGAAGGCGCUGGGCGACUCUGCCGACCGACACAGUGCGGAGUUGGCCACCACCAGAAGCAAGGUGGAAUCGCUGCACAGCCGACUGGGAGUGGAACAGCAGGAGCAAAGCCAGAAUCGUGCCAAACACUACUCGCUGGAGGAGAGGCUGAAUUUCGUGGAGACUUACCUGGGUGAGUCCAAAGAGAAGCACGGCUCCAGCUCGGACAGCCGCCUCGAAGGGAAGCUGGAGGACCUGAGAACCCAGAUCCAUUCGGAGCGCAGCACGCGCACGCGCCAGGGCGAAGCCAUCAGCGAGCACUUGGAGAGCGAAAAGCGGGCCCGGGAGGCGCUCGAGGAGGCCGUCGCCCACCACAUGGCCAAUCAUAGGCAGACGAUGGAGUCCCACGAGAAGCGCGUGCAAGAGCAGUUUGGUCACGAGCGGAUGGCUCGUGAGCGCCAUGUGGAGCACGUAGAGGCGCUGGUGAAGCAGGAGAAGGACGCGAGGGGCCAGCACCACGAGAUCCACACGGACCUGAUCAGCAAAGAGAGGGCUGCCAGACAACAGAUAGAGGAGCUCCUCCAGAAGGAGACCCACGAGCGCAGCCGGCACCACGAGACCAUCGGCGAGCGGGUGGACUCCUUGCAGCGAACGGUAGGCAUCUUCGACACUUUGAUGCGCAAGGAGAUCGAAGAGAGGGGACUGGAGAUACAGCGUGUCUGGGAGGCCAUCGACGGCCACACUCAUGACCUCUCGUCGAAGACGAAGGAAGGAAGCGACGUGGAGGAGAUUGGCGAGGUCGACGGCACGGAGAUCUGCUUCAGGCCGAACCGCUCCCGCUCCGGUCCCUCCCUGCCCGGCCUGGUCAGCAGCCCCUCCGUGCGGUCGGUGCAAUCCGGAACGAGCACGCCUGUCAUGGUCUACAAAGGGUAUCCCCAGGUGAGGCAAGGCUCUCCGAUACCCCAAGUCCUCCCGACGGCUGCGCAUGAGCGGAUCACGGUGGCGACACGGACCUAUCCCGCAGUGGCCGCGCCAGUGACAACGACGCAAACCUACUGCGUUGCGAGCCCUCCGAUUGUGGCUCCGAUAACG